CCAUCUUCUCCCUGCCUAUGCUUUAGCAGAACUUGUUUUUAGAAGCACUGGGGCAGGAAAUGCCUAACACAUUUGUCACCGAUGACUCUCGUGAGCAAACAGCCAGAAUGAGAGACUUAGCUAAUAGGACAGUGUUCAGCUGGCAUAACCUGUCAUAGCUCCACUGAAACCAGGUGAACAGUAACAAUUUACCCCAGGUGAAAGUCUGCCCUGGGUUCAUUUUUACAAGCGAAAGUUGAGGAUUUAAUUCUCUACAGUGCUUUGAACAUUCACUCUCUCCUCCUUUGCCCCUUAAGAGGGUCAGUCCUAAAACAAAGCCCAUUUUAAAAGAAAUGAAUGUGGAAAAUGUGAAACAAAGACCACCUUUGACAGUGUAUUUUACAGAGCUUGUGGCAUAGAACAGGAGAGUGGAGGAGAAGCCAUUGUGUACGUUGAGGAAGUCUAAGAAUAAAGAUUAUAGGGAAACAGUCUACCUUUCUUUACAAGGCCUUGAUUUACGUCCCUGAAAUCUCAAACUUAGCUAUUACAAUGAAGUCCUGUUGCAGACAGAGCAGCUUUUUUAUCACCACUUAAAAUCUAAUUAAUCCGUAUUGAAGCACAAAGAUUUCUGUUGUAUUUUAGGGUGAGGGGUCAUAGAGCCUUCUUUGUUCAUCCUCAGACUUGUAAUCAUCAGGCAUUGGGAUAUAAUUUUACCAAGCAAAUUGGAAGGUAACAGAUCAAAUCCUUAUCAGAAAGCCUAACUCAUGGUUUAGCAGAGUCCUCCGUCCUCUACAUGAAACAUUAUAUUCACCAAGAACAAAAAAGCGUUUCAGAACUUUCAAAGGGUUAAUAUCAAAAGCUUAUAUUCAGGGCAGCAGAGAACUAAGAGCAUCAUAGCUCCAACCACCACAAAAGAUAGGUGCUUAUAGAGCUGCAGGGUAGACAUUCCUCCUACAGCUUUUAGGAGACUGUUCUCACAAUGGCUUUAGUCUAUAGAACUAUGAUGCAAUUAAGUGGCAUUUUGGUUUCUUUUCUAGGAUGGGUUCUAUCCUGCCUCACCACCUAUCUACCUCAAUGGAAAAAUCUCAAUUUAGAAUUAAAUGAAUUGGAGAUCUGGACCAUGGGACUCUGGCAAGCUUGCGUUGUCCAAGAGGAAGGGGGAAUACAAUGCAAGGAUUUUGAUUCUUUCUUGGCUUUGCCUCCUGAGCUCAGGAUUUCUAGGAUUUUAAUGUUUUUUUCCAAUGGAUUAGGACUUCUGGGCCUCUUGCUCUCAGGCUUCGGGUUGGACUGUUUGAAGGUUGGUGAGACACAACACGAACUAAAGAAACGGCUGCUACUGCUUGGAGGAAUAGUAUUCUGCGUAUCGGGAAUUACAGCCAUAGUCCCAGUUUCUUGGGUUGCCCACACUACAGUCCAGGAAUUUUGGGAUGAGACUAUCCCAGAUAUUGUCCCCAGGUGGGAUUUUGGGGAAGCACUAUUUAUUGGCUGGUUUGCUGGAUUUUGUCUUAUACUAGGAGGAUCAUUGCUUAAUUGUACAGUCUGCUCAGCUGAAAUCCAUUCAUCCUCUGUCCAUUAUGCAGCAGCAGAAGUACAAGAUCACUGUCAAUACUUGGAAACUGAAAAUAGACCUGAAAAUCUAAGAGCUUAAGAAGUGUAGAAGGACUCUUCUCUUUUCAAACUCUGCUUGUUCCAGCAAUGAUUCAAAGGAUUCUUUGUUACCUAGCUGAUUCACAAAACUUGUGUGUCUAAUUCUUUCUUCCUUUAACUGUGAUUUCAAAGCAGUGUUUUCCCUCACUUGAAGAACUGUUAAACCUUUUGUUUCACAGCAGGACAUUAAAGCUACCAUGGACUGUGGAGAAGAAUCACCACAACUUUGUUUGCUGUCUAACUGAACUGUGAAACCCCCCAAAAGAAUAAGCAUGCUCUUUUUAUAGUUUGGUUGACAGCCAAAAUGUAAGUUUCUUUUUCAUAUGAAAUCAAUUAAAUGAGAUUCAAAGCUUU
Alligator mississippiensis (American alligator) is the source of this 1980-nucleotide messenger RNA. RefSeq names its product claudin-22-like. Gene Ontology annotation, biological process: cell adhesion; bicellular tight junction assembly. Gene Ontology annotation, cellular component: bicellular tight junction; plasma membrane. Gene Ontology annotation, molecular function: structural molecule activity. The coding region runs from base 959 to 1627 and encodes 222 amino acids. The transcript has a single exon. The record is from RefSeq and is a predicted model, not a curated record. Lineage: Eukaryota; Metazoa; Chordata; Crocodylia; Alligatoridae.